AUGUGGAAAGCUUUCAAUAGGAAGCGUAUUGGUUAUGCCGGUGUUUUAUUAGCCACGGGAGCAGCCUCUUACCAUUUUUAUAAUGAAACUACGCUUAAAAAACGUCGCUUACAACCAUAUAGACGACACCUUGCUACCUUUUCGCCAGAUCUCUUCAUGUCCGAAACGCAUUCAGACGCGUUAAACACGGUUCAACUUGAGGCUUCAUCAAAUAAACCUCAUACUUUAUGGACUCCUCCUUCAAGAGGGGAAUUGCUAAACAUGCUCAAAGGACACAAGGAUGAACCACCUUUUGAUAUUCUGAUCAUAGGUGGUGGAGCCACGGGAUCAGGCGCGGCGCUUGAUGCUGCUACAAGGGGAUUAAAGGUUGCAUUAGUGGAAAGAGACGACUUUGCAGCUGGAACUUCCUCUCGUUCUACAAAACUUGUUCACGGUGGUGUUCGGUAUUUAGAGAAGGCUGUAAAAGAACUUGAUUACGGACAAUACAAACUUGUAAAAGAAGCACUUCAUGAGCGUUACACAUUUUUACAAAUUGCACCAUAUCUAAGUUACCAAUUGCCAAUCAUGUUGCCUAUCUACAAGUGGUGGCAAGUCCCCUAUUUUUGGUUUGGUUCCAAGUUUUAUGACAAGCUUGCUGGAAGAGAGGCUAUUGAAAGUUCUUAUUUUUUGACACGUGGUAAAGCGCUUGAGGCCUUUCCAUGGUUGAAUAAAAACAAACUAGUCGGUGCAAUGCAUAAUGAUGCUCGUAUGAAUGUAGCGAUUGCUUUAACAGCAAUUUCACUUGGUGCUGUCGUUGUUAAUCAUGUGGAAGCAACAAGGUUGAUAAAAAAUGAAGACGGAAAGGUCAGCGGUGCAUGUUUAAGGGAUACUCUAACUGGAGAAGAAUGGACGAUAAACACUAAAGGUGUUAUAAAUGCUACCGGUGCAUUUACAGAUAGCAUUCGUUCGAUGGACAAUGUUAAAAAUGAUAAUAUUGUUGCUCCUUCUUCUGGAGUACAUGUUAUUUUACCAAAUUAUUAUAGUCCUCGAAAAAUGGGAUUACUUGAUCCGUCAACUUCUGAUGGAAGAGUUAUUUUCUUUUUACCUUGGGAAGGAAAUACUAUUGCAGGUACAACUGAUUCACCAACAGAAUUAACGUAUGACCCGAUGCCAAAAGAAGAAGAAAUACAAUGGAUAUUAGAUGAAAUUAGGCGAUAUUUAAGCCCGGAUAUAAAGGUUCGUCGAGGUGACGUAUUGGCCGCAUGGUCAGGUAUAAGACCUUUGGUGCGUGAUCCUUCUGCAAAAAACACUGCUGGGUUAGUGCGAAGUCACAUUAUUCACGUCAGUGAUUCUAAUUUAAUCACUGUUGCUGGUGGUAAAUGGACGACAUAUCGUGCUAUGGCUAAGGAUGCAAUCGAUAAAGCUAUUGAUGUGUUUGAAUUGAAACCUAUAAACGAAUGUCUUACAGAAACGGCCAAGCUUAUUGGCUCUCAUGGAUAUUCAAAAACUAUGUUCAUUAAGCUAAUUCAACAAUUCGGUUUGGAAACUGAAACCGCUCAACAUUUAGCAAAUAGUUAUGGAGAUCGUGCGUGGGCGGUCGCCGCACUAUCAAAACCUACAGGAAAACGAUGGCCGGUAUUUGGUCAACGUUUAAGUCCAUUCUAUCCAUAUAUCGAAGCUGAAGUACGUUAUGCUGUUCGUCGAGAAUAUGCUUGUACUUUAGUGGAUGUUAUUGCGCGUCGCACAAGGUUAGCCUUUCUUAAUGCUCAAGCAACCCUUGAAUCUCUACCUUACAUUAUUGAAAUAAUGAGCGAAGAACUUGGGUGGACACCUGAAAAGCAAAUUCAAGAAUUCGAUAAAGCCACCGAAUUUUUGUUCACUAUGGGAUUACCUCGUCCAAAAGAAAAGUUGACCAUAAACAAAGUUCAAAUUGAAUCUGCUAAAAGUUCAGAGCAUGAAGACAUUUAUUCCCGUUCACGAUUUCAACCAGAAGAAUUGGCUAGUUUCCAAAAAGUCUUUUCAGAAUUGGAUGUGUCAGGCGACGGGCGUAUCAAGACGGCCAAUAUAGACAAGGCUUUAGCGUUUGUUGGAUAUUCUAUACCUGGAAACGUGUUGAAUUCUAUUAUGACCGAUGCGAAAUUGGAUGAAAGUGAUUCCAUAGAAUUUGAAGAAUUUUUAGAGAUCAUGAGUGGUGUGAAAGAUUUGAAAGAGUCACAAUUUAAGAAUGCAUUGUUUGAUCAUCAACCUGACAAACACGAGCAAAAGAGAAUUCCAAUUGAAAGAUCAUCUGGUGGCGUUUAG
This is a messenger RNA of Funneliformis mosseae, 2280 nucleotides long. Lineage: Eukaryota; Fungi; Glomeromycota; Glomeromycetes; Glomerales; Glomeraceae. The record is from the annotation of a GenBank genome assembly.